Molecule: messenger RNA, 1622 nt
Organism: Diospyros lotus (date-plum)
Lineage: Eukaryota; Viridiplantae; Streptophyta; Magnoliopsida; Ericales; Ebenaceae
Product: flavonol 3-O-glucosyltransferase UGT89B1-like
Exons: 1
Coding region: 89-1483 (464 amino acids)
Molecular function (GO): UDP-glycosyltransferase activity
Source: RefSeq, a predicted model, not a curated record
AAGAUAUGAGGCAUUCAUCUGCCAAUUAAAUAGUUUGUUGUCUCAGCGCACUCUUACAUUCAGCAAUUUUCUUCGUGGUCUGGAAGCCAUGUUCGGCACCAGAACCGGCUGCGCCCAUGUUUUGCUGUGCCCUUUUCCGACGUCCGGCCAUAUCAUACCCAUGCUGGACAUGGCCAGCCUAUUACUCUCCCGCGGCUUAAAGCUCACCGUGCUGGUCACCCCCACUCUCCUCCACCUGCUCGACCCAGUCAUCUCCCGCCACGCGUCCUCCGGCUCCGUCCAACCCUUGGUCCUCCCUCUCCCGUCCGUUCACCGGACUUCUAAUCUCCCUUGGCCUCUGGAAGACAUGUACGCCCUCUGCGACCUCGCCGGCCCCAUCACCGACUGGUUCCGCUCCCACCCUUCGCCGCCCGUCGCCAUAAUCUCGGAUUUCUUCCUUGGCUGGACCCACCGCCUCGCCACCGAUCUGGGCGUGCCACGUCUGGUGUUGGAAUCAAGCGGCGCUUUCGGAGAGUUGAUUUUCACUUCCAUGCUGCGCGACCUUCCAAAGGCCGAUGAUCCCCACGACGACGAAUCAUUCGUCCAUUUUCCGAAACUCCCUAAUUCCCCGAAAUGCCCCUGGUGGCAACUGCCCCAUCUGUAUCGUUUACUUAACGUGGAAGACCCAGAUUGGGAGUUCUUCCGGAACUCGUGGCUGUGUAAUUCCCAAUCUUGGGGCGCGAUUGUCAAUUCCUUCGACGAGCUGGAAGGGCCUUCUCUCAAUCAAAUGAAGAAAGAGAUGGGCCACGAUCGGGUUUGGGCCGUGGGGCCAUUGUUGCCAUCGGAUGGUGAUCGGACGGCUCCCAGUAAACGUGGCGGGACCAGCUCGGUGCCAGUCCAUGAGCUGAUAAGCUGGCUGGACUGCAAGCCGGAUGGUUCGGUGGUCUACGUGUGUUUCGGGAGCACAUGGACGCUCACUGAUGAGCAAGUUGGCUCUCUGGCCGGCGCGCUGGACAGCAGCGGCGUGGAUUUCGUUUGGGUGGUCAAGAAAGACGACGUGGUUUCCAUUCCAGAUGGGUUUGACGAACGGACAAAGGGCAGAGGGUUCAUGAUCAAUGGUUGGGCUCCGCAGGUGCAGAUACUGAGCCACCGGGCUGUUGGCGCGUUCGUGACUCACUGCGGGUGGAACUCGUUCCUGGAGGGAAUCGCUGCUAGCGUGUUGAUGCUGAGUUGGCCACUGGGUGCCGACCAGUUCACUAACACGAUGAUGCUGGUGGACCAGCUGGGCGCGGGCGUUAAGUUCUGCAAUCUGGGGAACCGGGCCGUUCCGGACUCGGCUGAGCUAGCUCGGUUACUGGCCGAGUCGGUAAACGAGAAGGGGUGGGCGGAAGAGAGAGCCCGAGUGAGGAAACUCAGGAAAUCGGCGGUGGAGGCAGUCAAAGGAGGCAGCUCAGCCAAAAACCUGAACGCGUUAGUGAAGAAGCUUAACGAGCUAGUAGCUUGAGAAGCCAUGCAUCUCUCUGCCCCAACAACCUCUUGCUAGCCGUGUUUGUCCGGAUAAAAAUUCUUCUAUCGACUUAGUUUACCGAGUAAAGUCAUGAAGUUAAUGAUUAAAAUGAAGGCAAGUAACGUUAUUUUUAAAA